Messenger RNA from Suncus etruscus (white-toothed pygmy shrew), 1260 nucleotides. It is a transcript of the gene SLC25A29, whose product is annotated as solute carrier family 25 member 29. Gene Ontology annotation, biological process: mitochondrial L-ornithine transmembrane transport. Lineage: Eukaryota; Metazoa; Chordata; Mammalia; Eulipotyphla; Soricidae. Gene Ontology annotation, cellular component: mitochondrion. The transcript is spliced from 4 exons. Bases 214 to 1119 code for a protein of 301 amino acids. The record is from RefSeq and is a predicted model, not a curated record. Gene Ontology annotation, molecular function: high-affinity L-arginine transmembrane transporter activity.
UCGCCUUCGCCCUCGCCGAGCUGCUGCUGCUGCUGCCCCGCCGCCGCCGUCUCCCUCACCACCACCACCUCCCCAGCCUGCCUGCGGCCCGAGCUGGUGGCCCGGCUGAGUCCUAGCCCUGCCCGCCUUGGAGGGUCCUCGUGCAACGGGGGACCCGGAGAGAGGGAGGAGGACGAGGAGGACGUCCCGGGCAGCUGCUCGGGGGACCCGGCCAUGGCACUCGACUUCUUAGCUGGAUGCGCCGGGGGUGUGGCCGGCGUGCUGGUGGGACACCCCUUUGACACGGUCAAGGUCCGGCUCCAGGUACAGAACCCAGAGAAGCCUCAGUAUCGGGGGACCCUACACUGCUUCCAGACCAUCAUCCGGCAGGAGAGUGUGCUGGGCCUAUACAAGGGCCUAGGCUCCCCGCUCCUGGGGCUCACGUUCAUCAACGCGCUGGUGUUCGGGGUCCAGGGCAACACGCUGCGCGCCCUGGGCCGAGACUCCCCGCUCAAUCAGUUCGUGGCAGGCGCGGCCGCUGGCGCCAUCCAGUGCGUGGUGUGCUGCCCCAUGGAGCUGGCCAAGACGCGGCUGCAGCUGCAGGACGCGGGCCCUGCGCGGCGCUACCGUGGCUCCCUGCACUGCCUGGCACACAUCUACCGGCAGGAGGGCGUGCGGGGCGUCAACCGCGGCAUGGUGGCCACGCUGCUGCGGGAGACGCCCAGCUUCGGCGUCUAUUUUCUCUCCUACGACGUGCUGGUGCGCGCGCUGCGCUGCGAGCCGGGCGAGCCGCUGCUCCUGGCCAAGCUGCUGCUGGCGGGCGGCUCCGCGGGCAUCCUGUCCUGGCUCUCCACCUACCCGCUGGACGUGCUCAAGUCGCGCCUGCAGGCCGACGGGCUGCGGGCCGCCCCGCGCUAUCGCGGGCUGCUGGACUGCGCGCGCCAGUCGUACGAGGCCGAGGGCUGGCGCGUCUUCACCCGUGGCCUCACGUCCACGCUGCUGCGGGCCUUCCCCGUCAACGCGGCCACCUUCGCCACGGUCACCGUGGUGCUGUCAUACGCGCGCGGGCCCGACAGUGCGGGGCCCGACGGCGAGACGGCCUCCCCGGCGCCUGCACUGACGCAGAGGUCUAGCUUGUGAAUGAGCGCAGGGGUGGGGAGGGGUCCCCAGCACCUUCUCCAGCGGCCUCGCUCCAGCACAUCGGCCCCCCACAAGGCCCGCCUCGUCCAGUUCAGUGUCGGGGUUCAGAGACUAUGUCUGGUGCGGUUCCCUGCUGCCGGU